Molecule: messenger RNA, 2967 nt
Organism: Rhinolophus ferrumequinum (greater horseshoe bat)
Lineage: Eukaryota; Metazoa; Chordata; Mammalia; Chiroptera; Rhinolophidae
Gene: AKAIN1
Product: A-kinase anchor inhibitor 1
Exons: 2
Coding region: 35-346 (103 amino acids)
Source: RefSeq, a predicted model, not a curated record
UGUUUUCAUAAGGACAAAAGUCAGUUCAGAGAGUAUGCAGACUUACCCGGGCUACAAAGGCGGUGGAACAGUGGGAGAAUGCUUCAUAAGUGUCAGGUCUUUGAAGAUGAACUUAAACAUCAGGAGAUGGGCAGAGUCCUUAGAUAGGAAAGGUGAGAAACCUGGGAAUGAGCCUGAAGAGGUGAAGCUGCAGAAUGCCAGCAAACAGAUUGUGCAGAAUGCCAUCCGGCAGGCUGUGCGUCAAGUCUCUCAGGAGAGUCGGCAGAGGGAGGAGAGCACCAGUGACAACCGGGGCACCGUCCAGCUAGGCGUGGGGGAGUUAACCAAGAAGCAUGAAAAGAAGUAACACAUGGAUUUGGCUCUUGUCACACGCUUGGCUUCCAGCCUUCUUCUUAGUAUAGGAUGCGUCGCCAAAAUGUUGCCAGUAAAGCAAACCAAAGUGUCAUCAGCACCUAGCAGUAGAAUGAAUUCUCACUAGCCCUUGGCUGAGAAGCACUGUUUUGAAAAAAGUGUGUUAGAUGAUCCUGUUUAUAUUAAUGCAGUGCCUCUGAAACAUAGUGGGGCCAAAUAUGACACUAUAAUUGCAAAAGUAGUUUUGCAGCACAAUUUAUUUUUAAAGUUCUUUUUAAGAAAAACAAUUCUGUCUUGUUUGUUCUGCCUUUUACGUAUUCUUUCUGUGAAUUUAACCAGCAGUCCUUUUUGCUGAAAUAUUGAGUGCAGCACUGUGUUCAUUGUAUUUUUCAAAGACUUGCUGGAAAGGGGAAGGAAUGAUGUUUCAGUCACCUUCAAAUAUGGAAUUGAAGGCUCUUCUAAAGUGAGUUCAGGUCCAAGAACAAAUUAAGCCAAGGAGAAUUCUAAGACUGAGUCCCUCAGGAUCUUAUCAACGCAUAUAUUUAUAUUACUUUAAAAAAAGGAGUUUAGCAUUUCAAGAACUCAGUCUUUUAGUCUCAUUUAUUUGAUAGUUGGUGUUUACUCUCUAUGCAGAAAUCCUUUAGAAAUAUUAUGGAUUUCUUUAUUCAUCUCAAAAUUAAAAUAAGUCAAGUACAUCUAUAUGCAUGAGUUGAAAUGACUCAGUUCUUUGGCAGCCUCAUGAAGAGCAACUAAAAUUGUAGAUUCCUUCCUGGAGAUACACUAGGGUCUGAUUCUGGGGUGCAGUGUCCUUGAAAGGAGCUCUGGGGCCUUAUAAAUGCUGUGUUGCCAUCAGCCUAUUUAUUUGCACUAGUACCUUGCUACUAAGAACUUCUCUUUUACCCAUCAAUGAAUAAGAAUUAUUUUUUGAGAUUAUGAAAAUCAGACAUAUCAGGAAUGAAUAAUACUUAAAAUGAGAAAAACAUUUUUCUAAAAUCCCUCUGAAGCAUGAAAAUACAGUGGGAACAAAAAAGUGAGUGUUGUGAAUGUAGUUACAGAGAUACAUGCGUUUGUAUAAAUAAAGCCAUCUCUAUUGCAACAGUAUGACUUCUGCUUCAUUCCCAUGUGGAUAAUGCACAUCUCUCUGGAGUCCUCUGAGUUUCAUUUCCUGGGCUUCACAAAAGUUAUUGAGUUGGUGCUAUUGGGAACAGGGGAAGAAUUCACCUUUGUUAAAAACCUUUUGGCUUCAGAGUGUCAAUGUCUACAUUUGAUAGUUUUUUAACAAGCCAAGUAUUUACAUAUAAAGUAUGACUGGUAUUAAGAUAUACUUGGAAAAUUCCAAUAUGUUAUACUGGCUACUAUAGUUACAAUGGAUACUACUGAUAAUAGUAGAUGAAUGAAAAUGUUCUCUUAUCAACUCUGCUAGACAAUCUCAUGCAAUGCAAAGAUGGAAUAAAUUUACAAGGAGAAUGGCUGUGGGAGGGAGCAGAAGGCUUAAAAUUUAAAUAUGGUUUAUUUAUAAAUGUUUUCAACAGAACUCGUGACAAUUGAAGAAUGAGUUUAAGUUGACCUGAAGGCAUAUAGUUGAUGUGAUAUAAUUGCACAGUGUAGAUAGUGCGAAUGAAGGUAUUAAGAGAAAUCAUAUAAAUAAGAUAUAAAAAUAUGAACUCAAUGUUUGUAGAUUACUUAAUCUGGCACUAUGUCUACUAAGAUAUCUGGACAUAACCAACCUUGGAUCUUGAAGUCAUAAGUCGGAAACACAUUACCAUGCUACCUUUCCUCUCUUGUGUGUCUGUGCUAAUACAUUGGAGAUCUUUGGGAACACCUGAUUCACCUCUGUAUCUAAAUGUUAUUUGUAAAUAAAAUAUAUCCAACUUUGAAGUAUGUUGUCAUUUUAAGCAAAGUUUUCUACAUCCUACUGUUAUAGUUCAUUUUACACGUGGACCUGACUUUCAUAUGGCAACACAAGGCAUCCUAAGGCUGUUUUCCAAAUCCCUACACAUCAUGACCCAGGAAAGUACUUCGUUAAUGGGCCUUCACUGUAACUGUCUGAGGAAAGCUGUGGCAUGAUAGUUCCUGAGACUUGAAUAGAAAAGGAUGUGUGCUAAGAAAGGCAUUUUGAUCUCAGGAAGUAAUGAUAAAUGGAUCUGGAAAGUUGAGUAUCUUUCAUGGUCUUUCUGAGAUGGAAAGUCUACAGUGAGAAACAGAGGUGUGGAUAAAUUCUUGGAAGGAGACAAGCAAAUUAAGAAACCCCUGCACUCAAGGUAGGUGCCACAUUGGCAGAAUCCUAAGAAAGCUCUGCCAUAAAAAUGAGUGCAUCUGUUAAACUUUUACUUUCAUCUCAGUAUAAAGUUAUUGGACGUAGGAUCAAGGGCUUCCACUGGUUAUUAUCAUAAACCAGCACACAGCUUUUGGUUUUAGGAAUUAGUGGGAACAACUUAUUUAAUGUCCUUUAUCUUCCUAAUUUAUGACAUGGUAAAGUCUCCAUGGGCCUCCUAUGUCUGUGUUCAGUUGUCCAUCUUUCGCUUUGCUUGUCUCUGCGGUAGAACUAAAGAAAUAUCCUUUUAUGUUAAUUUGCUUUUCUGUAAUCAUCUAUCCAGAGUCAACAGUAUUGUAAAU